Molecule: messenger RNA, 1417 nt
Organism: Punica granatum (pomegranate)
Lineage: Eukaryota; Viridiplantae; Streptophyta; Magnoliopsida; Myrtales; Lythraceae
Source: RefSeq, a predicted model, not a curated record
GAUCUUAUGUAAGCAAUUGCUCCCAUCCUCCCCCUCCACUUGACUUUACCCCAGAGAGAGAGGAGAUAUGGGAAUUGGUGGAGAGCGCGUGAACGGGGGACCGGGGUGGCGGGUGCCGUCUCGGCCCUGCGACUCCUGCAAGGGGGCUGCGGCCGCCCUCUUCUGCCGGGCGGACUCGGCCUUCCUCUGCCUCGGCUGCGACGACGAGAUCCACGGCGCGAACAAGGUGGCCUCGAGGCACGAGCGCGUCUGGCUCUGCGAGGUCUGCGAGCAGGCCCCCGCUGCCGUCACUUGCCGGGCCGACGCCGCCGCCCUCUGCUCCUCCUGUGACGCCGACAUCCACUCCGCCAACCCCCUCGCCCGCCGCCACCACCGCCUCCCCGUCGAGCCCCUCCUAGACCCCUCCUCCGCCGCUGGCGGCCACCUCGUGAAGCCCUCCCACAUGCUCCAUGGUCUGCUCCUCCCCCAACUGCCCGAGGACGCUGACGUGCCCGCGGUCAUCGACCCCGAAGUCGGCGAGGUGGUGAAGCCCGUCGACCCGUUCUUCAACGACCCUUACUUUGACCUUGACUUCGGGAACUCCGACGGGCUCAACGCAUCGGGCGCGGACGGCCUGGUCCCGGUUCAGUCGAAACCCGGCCCUGAUCCGGUCGAGCUGUCACCAGAGAAAUGUCUCCACGUGGACUUCGGCCGGUCCGCCAAGCUCAACGGAUCGUUCAACUUACCGGCGCAGACCUUCACCCGAACUGCAUCGUCGUCUUCGCAAGAUUUUGGGGUAGUCCCUGACGGAUCCGAGAUGUCGUAUCCUUACAUCGGAAGCAUGAGCAGUAGCGGCCUUACUGAACCGAGCCACAACACGCAUCCGAUUAAUAUCCAGGCAACUCAGCUGAGCGGAGUAGACCGCGAGGCCAGGGUCUUGAGAUAUAAGGAGAAGAGGAAGAACCGGAAAUUCGAGAAAACCAUUCGAUACGCCUCGAGGAAAGCCUAUGCCGAGAGCAGGCCGAGGAUCAAAGGCCGGUUUGCUAAAAGAACCGAAGUCGAAGGGCAAUUAGUCGACAAUAUCUACGGGGCAUGUCCCUCGGUUUUCUUCACCGAUGCAGAAUUCGGCGUAGUUCCCACGUUCUGAUCAUGCAGUCGAGGUUUAUAUGCCAUGAAGGAUCUAAUAGAUCAAGUCGAUAUUAACUCGGUGGAUGUAGGCCUUGAAAAGGGAAGAUGUUGGACUGAAGCUGAUUUGUUAAUCUGGUAUUAAUUGGAUUAAUAUAUAAAUCCGGUUCGUUAAGUGUGUACUGUAAUAAGUAAUGGCAGAGGCCAUAUUUUAUAAAUGUCGUAGAUGAGAAUCGAGCGUUAGCAAGUCCAUCAAGCUCCAAAUGAGAUUCUCAUCAUAGUUUAUUAAACUGGCCGUGUGAUUUUCUCGUCU